Messenger RNA from Suillus paluster, 1058 nucleotides. Its product is annotated as EAP30/Vps36 family-domain-containing protein. Gene Ontology annotation, cellular component: ESCRT II complex. The record is from RefSeq and is a predicted model, not a curated record. Gene Ontology annotation, biological process: protein transport to vacuole involved in ubiquitin-dependent protein catabolic process via the multivesicular body sorting pathway. The coding region runs from base 59 to 811 and encodes 250 amino acids. The transcript has 2 exons. Lineage: Eukaryota; Fungi; Basidiomycota; Agaricomycetes; Boletales; Suillaceae.
AUCACAUGCAGGUCACGUUUGACAGCUUUUCAAGUUGCAACCAACCGUCAGCAACAUCAUGCAUCGCGGCGUCGGUCUUGCUGCCUUUGAUAGAGAACAAGUAUCACAGCGUUUUGCAGAACUAUCUUCAGAGCUCUCGAAAACCCAGGUCGAUCAUCUGCAAUCGCAACUGACACAAUUCCGAACCGCCCUUUCGCACUUUGCAACGACACACAGAGAUUCCAUUCGUAGCGAUCCAGCGUUCCGCCAUGCAUUUCAGAAGAUGUGCUUAUCAAUCGGCGUGGACCCGCUCGCUGGACCAAGAAAAGGCGGCUGGUGGGCGGAGAUGCUUGGAAUGGGCGAUUGGCAAUAUGAGCUGGGAGUUCAGAUAGUAGACGUGUGCGUGAGCACAAGAGAAAGGAACGGGGGCGUGAUAGAAAUGGGGGAGCUCGUCUGUAUGGUCAGCAAGCUACGUAACGGCGAGGAUGCUAGUGGUGUCAUUACAGAGGAAGACGUCAUUAGAAGCAUCAAGACACUCCAACCGCUCGGCGCUGGAUACGAAGUGCUUGACGUUGGCGGUGGAAAGAAGAUGGUGAGAAGCGUGGUCAAGGAACUCGAUGCGGAUCAGGCUGUGGUUCUUGCAGAAGCACAAGUAGAAGGUGGAUGGAUUGUUGAAGCAAUCUUGGAGAACCGUCGAGGAUGGACAAGAGACCGUGCUCGAGCUGCUCUGGAGAAUAUGCUUCUUCGAGACGGACUCUGCUGGCUCGAUUCUCAAGACGAGCACUACGGGCGAGCCUAUUGGGUCCCUUCCGCCAUGCAUUGGGACGAGUAAUUUUGUCACUCACCCACCAAGCUUAAGCCCCCGAAGAUACAAAUUCCCCUCAAAGAUCGAGUGGGGUUGCACCAGUCACUUGCAGUUAUCAUGUCAGAAAUUCCAAGAUCGCUUUCGUUCCGAAGGCCAGUUCAAAGUUCGGCGAAAGCGCCGCUCGGGAGGCAGAUACAAGUCUAGGAUGGAAUCAUUCAGUCCAUGCAAUUUGGAGUGGCGUCAGAUGGAAGGGACAUUUAAUAAGUACUACGAG